AUGUAUUCCUUGUCGCAGCGUAUUAACCAGGUGUUCAACGUUGCCGUGCUUUAUGGUGGUGUGAUUGUUGUUUUGGUAGCGCUGGUAUCGCAAUGGCAACUGAUCCAUGACAAUGCGUUUGGGUUGAGUUCCAGCAUUGGUGGUGUUUCUCCUAGUUUUAAUGUUAGAACCAGUAGGUACUAUGGUUCUGUGAAAGGUCAACCAAAGGAGAACAUGAGGAUUGAAUUUGACUUAGAUGCUGACUUGUCUCCGCUAUUCAAUUGGAACACGAAACAAGUAUUUGUAUACCUAACAGCUAGUUAUAACGGUACUGAGAAGGCUAGGGGCCAUACAGUUAACACUGUUACCCUUUGGGAUAAGAUUAUUAAAACUCCAAAGGAGGCAGAAUUGCAUUUGGAGCACGCUAAGGGUAAGUACCCGGUGUGGGAUUUGGAAGACAAAUUUUCAGGUAAAGACCUUACUUUUGAAUUGCAAUGGAACAUUCAACCAUGGGUAGGUAUAUUGACCUUUGGUCAAACUACUGGAAGCGAGGUAGUAAAAGUUGAGCCAAAAAAGAAACCUUCCCCAACUCCUAACGCUGACGCUAGUCAACAAGAACAGCAACAACAGCAUCAGCAACCAAAGAAGAAGAAGAGGGUGCCAAAGAAUGCCAACGCAUGA
Nakaseomyces glabratus is the source of this 660-nucleotide messenger RNA. RefSeq names its product signal peptidase complex subunit SPC3 (gene SPC3). Gene Ontology annotation, cellular component: membrane; signal peptidase complex. The record is from RefSeq and is a predicted model, not a curated record. Gene Ontology annotation, biological process: protein targeting to ER. Lineage: Eukaryota; Fungi; Ascomycota; Saccharomycetes; Saccharomycetales; Saccharomycetaceae.